Oncorhynchus gorbuscha (pink salmon) is the source of this 2372-nucleotide messenger RNA. RefSeq names its product transketolase-like. NCBI's taxonomy places the organism in Eukaryota, Metazoa, Chordata, Actinopteri, Salmoniformes, Salmonidae. Gene Ontology annotation, molecular function: thiamine pyrophosphate binding; transketolase activity. Bases 156 to 2057 code for a protein of 633 amino acids. The transcript has 14 exons. Gene Ontology annotation, cellular component: endoplasmic reticulum membrane; extracellular exosome. Gene Ontology annotation, biological process: pentose-phosphate shunt, non-oxidative branch; ribose phosphate biosynthetic process. The record is from RefSeq and is a predicted model, not a curated record.
UCCUGCCUCUCCACCUUUCUAUCCCUCUUCUCUUUGCCACUCACACACACAAGCAGGGCUCCCGCUGCCAAACCUCACUACAAAUACACACACAGCCCAGCCUCUGUGCAGUCUAGUCCACAUUGGUUCUUUUGGUGCUUUGACAUUUUGCAUUCAUGGAGGACUACCACAAACCCGACCAGCAGACAGUGCAGGCGCUCAGGAACAUCGCCAACCGCCUCCGAAUCAACUGCAUCAAGGCUACCACCGCAACGGGCAGCGGACACCCUACAUCAUGCUGCAGCGUGGCAGAAAUCAUGUCUGUCCUGUUCUUCAACACAAUGAAGUACCGCACAGAGGACCCCAAGAACAUCAACAAUGACCGCUUCAUCCUCUCUAAGGGUCAUGCCGCCCCAGCCCUGUACUCCAUGUGGACAGAGACUGGCUUCCUGAAGGAGAGUGAGCUGCUCUCUCUGUGCCAGGUGGAGUCCAACCUGGAGGGACACCCCAUACCUGCGUUGGAGUUUCAGAAGCAGCAGUUUGUGGAUGUGGCUACUGGCUCUCUGGGCCAGGGCCUGGGUGUGGCCUGUGGGAUGGCCUACACCGGGAAGUACUUCGACAAGUCCAGCUAUCGUGUGUUCUGUCUGAUGGGGGAUGGGGAGCUGUCUGAGGGGGCAGUGUGGGAGGCCAUGUCCUUCGCCUCCUACUACCAGCUGGACAACCUGGUGGCCAUCUUGGAUAUCAACCGUCUGGGCCAGACCGACCCAGCGCCCCUGCAGCACCACGUGGAGAAGUACCAGAAACGCUGUGAGGCCUUCGGUUGGCAUGCCAUCAUUGUGGAUGGGCACAGUGUGGAGGAGCUGUGUAAGGCUCUGAGCCAGGCUCGCCACCAGCCCACUGCCAUCAUCGCCAAGACCACCAAGGGCAAGGGCAUCCCAGCUGUGGAGGAUAAGAUGGGCUGGCAUGCCAAGCCCCUGCCCAAAGACAUGGCUGAGGGAGUCGUGAAGGAUCUGCAGGCGCGCAUCAUGAACAGCAGCAAGCGCCUGUACCCUGCCACGCCCAUGGAGGACGCCCCGCCAGUCAGCCUGUGCAACAUCCGCAUGCCCAGCGCACCCGCCUACAAGCAGGGAGAGAAGGUUUCCACCAGGAAAGCCUAUGGCAUGGCCCUGGCAAAACUGGGUCGUUACAACGAGCGCGUGGUGGUCCUGGACGGAGACACCAACAACAUCACCUACUCAGAGAUCUUCAAGAACGAACAUCCCAACCGCUUUGUGGAGUGUUACAUCGCUCAACAGAACAUGGUGAGUGUUGCCACUGGUUGCGCUGCCCGUGAGAGGAACGUUGUGUACGCCAGCACCCUGGCCUCCUUCUUCACCCGCGCCUACGACCAGCUCCGCAUGGCUGCCAUCUCAGAGAGCAACAUCAAUCUGUGUGGCUCCCACUGCGGCCUGUCCAUUGGAGAGGACGGGCCUUCUCAGAUGGGCCUAGAAGACAUAGCCAUGUUUAGGGCCAUCCCCACAGCAACCAUCUUCUACCCCAGCGAUGGCGUUUCUAUUGAAAAGGCAGUGGAGCUUGCCGCCAGCACAAAGGGUGUUUGCUACAUAAGAACCAGCCGCCCCGAGAAUCCCAUCAUCUACAGCAGCAAUGAGGACUUCCAUGUUGGACAGGCUAAGGUGGUGUACCAGAGUACGGAGGACAAGGUGACCGUGAUCGGAGCUGGGAUUACUCUGCAUGAGGCCGUGGCUGCAGCUGAGAUGCUCAAGAAAGAAAGGAUCUUCAUCAGGGUGAUUGACCCGUUCACCAUCAAACCCCUAGACUCCAAGACCAUCAUUGAGCAUGCUCGCCAGACCAGGGGGCGUAUCCUCACUGUAGAGGAUCACUACUACGAAGGUGGUCUGGGGGAGGCAGUGUGCUCAGCGGUGGUGAACGAGCAGGGCUUCACCCUACAGCGGCUGGCCGUGGCCCACGUUCCCCGCAGCGGCAAGUCCAACGAGCUGCUCAAGAUUUACGGCAUCGACCGCGAAGCCAUUUGCCAGGCCAUCAGGAAGAUGCUCAGCGGCUCUGCCAACGCCAAGUAGCUCCACCCCUUCCUGCCUAAGCCCCACCCGACCCAAUUCUACCACCCCUCAGAUAAACGUUUCAUGUCACAUGACACCACCCCACCCGGUAACCUCGCCCCCUCACCGUGAAAGUCCACCCCUGUGUUUACUGAAGUAACGUGAGUUUGUGCUGAAUGUACAUUUUGACGUAACCGUCACACAUUUAACUUUUUUCCCUCACACACACACACACACACGUACACACACACACACACACACACACACACACACACACACACACACACACACACACACACACACACACACACACACACACACACGCACGCACGCACG